AUGGCUCAAGGAAAAGCUGAUAACACCAUCUCGAAUGUACUCGAGAAUACUCCCCUAGAUGAUAGCUUCUACGACCUCGACCGUCAGGAACUCGCGUUCUUCCAGUCGCAGACAGGUAUCCAGGAUGAGGCUGCGCUGAAAGCACACAUCUCGAAGAUCCAAGCUGAUGCAUAUGAUGUGUGGCCUCUUCCACGGAGUAACAAUCUGUGCUCAUUAUUGCCGUGGCAGGUCCAUCCUUACCCUUGUAUCCGACGCUUCGCGUUCACCAAGCUCAAGAUGUCGCGUCUGCCUGCUUAUGGCCAGCUCUUGAAGCUCGGUAAGGAGCGAAAGGGUGCAAUAUUCCUCGAUAUAGGCUGCUGCUUCGGAAAUGACGUUAGGAAAGCCAUCGUCGACGGCUACCCGAUCGAGAAUGCCAUCGCGUCCGACCUCGAAGCUGAUUUCUGGCGACUGGGUCACCAGCUCUUCACUUCCACUGCAGAAACUUUUCCGGUGCCGUUCCUUCCAGGAGAUGCAUUCAAUGCCGAUUUCUUGAAACCAGUGCCGCCGUUCUACGCACCUCCCGAGACCCCGAGACCUGACUUGCGUUCGCUCACGACACUGACGCCCCUCCUUGGACACGUAUCUGCAAUCCAUGCAUCAUCGUUCUUCCACCUGUUUGACGAGGAACAGCAGCUACAGCUUGCGCGAUCGGUGGCCGGGCUGCUCUCACCCGAGCCGGGAUCCGUGAUCUUUGGCGCGCAAGGCGGUUGUGCUGAGAAGGGCCCCAGAGUGGAGGUCCCCGGCGUGAAACCCAUCCGCAGCCACAUGUUUCGUCAUUCCCCGGAAAGUUGGACCGAAUUGUGGGAUGGGACGGUGUUCGAAAAGGGAAAGGUGAAGGUGGAAGCCAGCCUGUAUCAGAUGGAUAGCGCUCUCUUGAAGAGAGAGGGUAGUACGCUCACGGGAAUGGUGUGGUCGGUGACGCGUUUGUGA
Sparassis crispa is the source of this 969-nucleotide messenger RNA. Its product is annotated as Methyltransferase ausD. The record is from RefSeq and is a predicted model, not a curated record. The coding region runs from base 1 to 969 and encodes 322 amino acids. Lineage: Eukaryota; Fungi; Basidiomycota; Agaricomycetes; Polyporales; Sparassidaceae. The transcript has 4 exons.